CGUGUAGGCGGGGUAACAAAAUGGCGGAGACGUUCAAGAAGAUGAAGAACUACGUGACAGGGAAUGAGGAGGAAGAGAGAGGCAUAAUGGAAGAAAUGAAAGAUGAGUUAAACUGCUGCAAGAGUUUGAGCUGGGCAACCCGAAUCAAAGGCUUUCUGAUUUGUGUGGCUAUAGGAUUUGUACUAUCUAUGCUGGGAACAGUGAUGAUUUUUGUCGGCAAUUUUGUAGCAUUCGGAAUUCUGUACAGUAGUGGAACAAUCACAGCAAUAUGCAGUUCUUUUUUCCUGAUGGGUCCGUGGAGGCAAGUGAAGAAGAUGGUAGAUCCCAAUCGAUUGAUUGCAACAAUAGUGAUGAUUAUAACAAUUAUUCUCACGUUUCUGGCUGCAUUCUUGUGGAAAAAUGGCGGGCUCUGCAUUUUGUUCGUCAUCUUACAGUUUCUUGCAUUCACUUGGUAUUGCCUGUCAUAUAUUCCAUUUGCACGAGACUGUGUGAUCAAGGCAGCAACAAGUUGCUGUGGUUAGAAAGUCUAUCGUCUAAAACAACAAUUUACGAGUUCUUUGUCAUUCAUAACCAACUUGUGCAUACUGAAUGGAUUAGGUGUUGGCAUGUUAACUAUUUUUACAUUAGCUCUUGUGUUUAAUUAUGCACUUAUAAUGAGCUGCUGGAUAUUGCAUAUGAUGAUGUCUGCUAAAAGUUGACCGAACGGUCCAGAGGAGAUGACAAAGGGCCGAGCAGAGAGUGAAUGACUUGCAGUGUGUGGUCACAUUGUUAAUGGUAGUUCACAUUGCUGUACCCAAUAGACCAUACCAAACAGAAACUGAUCAUUACUGCACAUGUCACCAUUGAUACUACUAAUGUAUACCAUACUCAAUUAG
This is a messenger RNA of Corticium candelabrum, 875 nucleotides long. RefSeq names its product vesicle transport protein SFT2B-like. Lineage: Eukaryota; Metazoa; Porifera; Homoscleromorpha; Homosclerophorida; Plakinidae. The transcript is spliced from 8 exons. Bases 21 to 521 code for a protein of 166 amino acids. Gene Ontology annotation, cellular component: membrane. The record is from RefSeq and is a predicted model, not a curated record. Gene Ontology annotation, biological process: vesicle-mediated transport.